CGAUUGGCUCCGCAGCUCGCCCGGGAAGAAAAAGCCGCGUCUGCGUCCUUGUUCGCUUUGCAACCAGCUUGGGUACCUUUGGCAGAGUUGUAGAACAACGGCGGGUUCCGUUAAGCCAAGCAUAAAAAAUAAAAGAAAGCGAUUGGCCAAUUGGCGGCGUCUGCUCUCCUCGAAAGACCGAAGCCGUGAUGGGCAGCUGCUGGCAAAGGCUGGGUCUGGGGGCAUCGCAAGGGAGGAUUUGGGCAUCGCUCCGGAACAAGAUGAGAGAGGAUCGAUCCAUAGGAGACGCUGGGCGAAAAGGACUGCACCUCCGGGCUGGAGUGCCAGGGACGGUCGUCGGUCAUUCCAAAGCUCACCGGCACCAGCUGCAAGGAAAGCCCACAGCCGAUCCCCAAGGCGUUAGUCGCCGGGUGUCUUCUACCUCGGCGGGGGACGGAGACGGAAGGGAUGAGCUCCCAGAACAGGUUAGCGCUAAAUCUCAGCCGGACUCCUUUCGGUUGAGGGAGACGAGCAGGGCUCGGAGAGGGUCGCUGUCGCCCUUAGAAAGGCUGAGCCGGAUGAUUCCCGCGGAACUCCUCUCUGCGGAGGUCAGAGCUCUGAGAAGCGCGGAGGUGAAGGAAUCCAAGUCUCAGGGGUGCGACACGGGCGUCGCAGAGGAGGGAGUCUUUCCUGGAGCAGAUUCCCAGCUGGAUCGAGGCUCGCUGGCCGAGAAAAUGAAAAAUGCGUCUUCGAGGAACUGCCCCUUCCGAGUUGGGGAGCUGAUUCUAAUAGAGGGUCAUGGGAAGCACGGCACGAAUUGGAAGAUCCAAUGCCUGCUCACUGGUACCGGAACGUGUAAUACUAAUGUGGGUUUCAUUAGAUUCUCUGAGAUCGUAGGCAGACUCCCCGGACAGCUGUUCCACACGUCCCGGGGUAAAAUCUUAAUGAUUCGGAGGCCAUCCUUAGAAGAAUAUGUGUUGCUAAUGGAUCGAAAACCUACCAUCAUCUCUCCGAAGGAUGCCAAUACAAUGCUGCUGUUAAUGGAUAUUACUCAAGGGGACACAGUAUUGGAAGCUGGUUCUGGUUCUGGCAGUAUGAGUUUAUUUCUAUCGAAAGCAGUUGGGUCACAAGGUCAUGUUAUAAGUUAUGAAAUCAUAAAACAACAUCACAAAUUGGCAGAGGAGAAUUUUUGCCAGUGGCGUAAUGCAUGGAAGAUAGGACAUGAUAAAGAGUGGCCAAAUAAUGUAGAUUUCAUUAAUCAAGAUAUUUUGACUGCAGCUGAGGAUUUGAAAUCUGUAACACUUGAUGCUGUAGUUCUGGACAUGCUUUCCCCUCAGAAUGCUUUGCCUGUAAUUUUCCCAAGUCUUAAACAAGGUGGGGUCUGUGUUGCAUACUUUGCAAAUAUCACUCAGGUUAUUGAAUUGAUGGAAGCUAUCCGGAUCAGAAAAUUAGCCCUUUUUUGUGAGAAAGUUUUGGAAGUUACACAUAGAGAUUGGCUAAUAUGCCCAGCUACAUGGGAAAAGAGAAAUGUUCUUAAAAACAUAGCAUCUGAACUAAACCUCAAUGAUGAAACUGUUUGUCAUCAUGAAAAUGAUGUUUCUGCUGAAGAGAGAGGAAAUGAAGUUCUUGCUUCUGCCAAUAUAAGAACACCUUACAUUGCUAAGCCUUUCCCAUAUCAAGUUGGUUAUACAGUAUUCCUUGUCAAGCUGAGGAAAUUUAAUUCACUAUAUCCAAACACUGCUCCAGAUGGUAUGUGCCAAUUGGAAGAUCGGGCUUCAUCAGAAAUAACACAUUAGAAGAAAUUUUAUUUGAUAUGAGUAUGAUUUGGGAAACAAUUGAUGUGUUUACAUUGACUAAGAUACAAUAUGUUUCAAUAUACUAAUAUGUUUAACAAAUAAAAGAAAAA
This is a messenger RNA of Notechis scutatus (mainland tiger snake), 1885 nucleotides long. It is a transcript of the gene TRMT61B, whose product is annotated as tRNA methyltransferase 61B. The record is from RefSeq and is a predicted model, not a curated record. Gene Ontology annotation, cellular component: tRNA (m1A) methyltransferase complex; mitochondrion. Gene Ontology annotation, biological process: tRNA methylation. Lineage: Eukaryota; Metazoa; Chordata; Lepidosauria; Squamata; Elapidae. Gene Ontology annotation, molecular function: tRNA (adenine(58)-N1)-methyltransferase activity.